AUGGCCAGGGAGACUGCUGCUGCUGCUGCUGCUACCAACACGGGGUUCCUGACUGCCACCUUUCAGCCACCCUGGGAUAAGCAAGCCCUGUUUGGUGGAAAGGGCAGCAAAGUCUUCACCUGCUCCAUGUGUGGUGAAAAUGGAGUCGUUGAAGUUGAUCUCCUAGGCCAAAAUAAUGUUGCCACCCAGCCAGUGCUGAGAGGCUACUGGCUAGCUUUCUUUUUCUCGGAAAGACAGCAAAGACAAACAGAAGGACAACAAGGAGAAACACGAGGGUGCAUAGUACGGACCUACAGCAACUUUGAAGAUGACAUCUCCUACUUGUAUCCAGAUGAAGAAGAGUUGUUUGAAGAGGAGGACCAAGGCAGUCACUGUGGAGAUGCCUACUAUGAUCGGAUAGCCUUAUACUGCUGGCCCAAAUUUCAUGCUGCCCUCAUGGCUAUAGAUGACAGCAGUCGGUGCCUCUGGGAAAUGAUUGGCAGCGUGUAUGGUGAACUUGCCCUCUGUACAGGACUAGUGGCAGCAGGUAUGGGCUGCCCCAUGUCAAGCUCCACCCUGGAUGCCUUCUUCAUGAGAAUCCAUGCUGAGUACUUCACCAACUGCUCCUUGCCUAGCACUAGUGCCCCUGACCAUCAGCCACACACAGGAACAGUUGCAAUCUUGAUUUUCUUGUCUGUUUGCCUUGUGCCCAUUUCUGUUGUGCUCAUCCUCCGCAAGGUCUAA
Messenger RNA from Pogona vitticeps (central bearded dragon), 723 nucleotides. The record is from RefSeq and is a predicted model, not a curated record. Lineage: Eukaryota; Metazoa; Chordata; Lepidosauria; Squamata; Agamidae.